CUGAGCCCUAGGACCAUGCCCCAGGACUACCUGACAUGAUGACUCCUUGCUGUCCCCAGUCCACCUGGCCAUGCUGCUGCUCCAGUUUCAACUGGCCUGGGCCCUAGGACCAUGUCCCAGGACUACCUGACAUGAUGACUCCUUGCUGUCCCCAGUCCACCUGGCCAUGCUGCUGCUCCAGUUUCAACUGUUCUGCCUUACUAUUAUUCAACCAUGCUGGUCAUUUAUGAACAUUUGAACAUCUUGGCCACGUUCUGUUAUAAUCCCCACCCGGCACAGCCAGAAGAGGACUGGCCACCCCACAUAUGCUCUCUCUAAUUCUCUCUUUCUUUCUCUCUCUCGGAGGACCUGAGCCCUAGGACCGUGCCCCAGGACUACCUGACAUGAUGGCUCCUUGCUGUCCCCAGUCCACCUGACUGUGCUGCUGCUCCAGUUUCAACUGUUCUGCCUUAUUAUUAUUCGACCAUGCUGGUCAUUUAUGAACAUUUGAACAUCUUGGUCAUGUUCUGUUAUAAUCUCUACCUGGCACAGCCAGAAGAGGACUGGCCACCCCACAUAGCCCGGUUCCUCUCUAGGUUUCUUCCUAGGUUUUGGCCUUUCUAGGGAGUUUUUCCAUGCCACCGUGCUUUUACACCUGCAUUGUUUGCUGUUUGGGGUUUUAGGCUGGGUUCCUGUACAGCACUUUGAGAUAUCAGCUGAUGUACGAAGGGCUAUAUAAAUACAUUUGAUUUGAUUUGAUUUAAUUACUAGAUUAGAUAAUCUACUCAAGUGCGGAGUUGCUGGGUUGAUCGUUUUUUUCUGCUACUACCGUAAAGAACUACAGCUGCGUGAAAUAUGCGCACGUACUGUAAGUAGUAUAUUCGGAAAGUAUUCAGACCCCUUGACCUUUUCCAAAUUUUGUUUUGUUACAGCCGUAUACUCAAAUUGAUUACAUUCAAUGUUUUCCCCGUGAUCUAAACACAAUACCAUAUAAUGACUAAAUGAAAACAUGUUUGCAAAUGUAUUAAACAUUUUAAAAAACAUUAUUUACAUAAGUAUUCAGAGCUUUUGCAUGAGACUCAAAAUUGAGCUCAGGUGCAUCCUGUUUCCAUUGAUCAUCCUUGAGAUUUCUACAAAUUGAUUGGAGUUCACCUGUGGUAAAAUCAAUUGAUUGGACAUGAUUUGGAAAGGCACACGCCUGUCUAUAUAAGGUCCCACAGUUGACAGUGCAUGUCAGAGCAAAAAAACAAGCCAUGAGGUCGAAGGAAUUGGCCAUAGACCUCCAAGACAAGAUUGUGUCGAGGCACAGAUCUGGGGAAGAGUAUCAAAACAUUUAUGCAUCAUUGAAGGUCCCCAAGAACACAGUGGCAUUCGUUAUUCUUAAAUGGAAGAAGAUUGGAACCACCAAGAGACUUCAUAGAUCUAGCUGGCUGGCUGCCUGGCCAAACUGAGCAAUCGUGGGAGAAGGGCCUUGGUCAGGGAGGUGACCAAGAAUCCAAUGGUCACUCUGACAGAGCUCCAGAGUUCCUCUGUGGAGAUGGGAGAAGCUUCCAGAAGGACAACAAUCUCUGCAGCACUCCACCAAUCAGGCCUUUAUGUUAGAGUGACCAGACGGAAGCCACUCCUCUGUAAAAGGCACAUGACAGCCAGCAUGGAGUUUGCCAAAAGGCACCUAGACUCAGACCAUGAAAAACAAGGUUCUCUGGUCUGAUGAAACAAAGAUUGAACUCUUUGGCCUGAAUGCCAAGCUUCACGUCUGGAGGAAACCUGUCACCAUCCCUACGGUGAAGCAUGGAGGUGGCAGCAUCAUGCUGUGGGGAUGUUUUUCAGAGGCAGAGACUAGGAGACUAGUCAGGAUCGAGGGAAAGUGAACGGAGCAAAGUACAGAGAGAUCCUUGAUGAAAACCUGCUUAGGACCUUAGACUGGGGCAAACGUAUACCUUCCAACAGGACAAUGACCCUAAGUACACAGCCAAGACAAUGUAGGAGUGGCUUUGGGAUAAGUCUCUGAAUGUCCUUGAGUGGCCCAGCCAGAGCCCGGACUUGAACCCGAUCUAACAUCUCUGGGGAGACCUGAAAAUAGCUGUGCAGCAAUGCUCCCACGUCCAACCUAUUGAGCCCAUUUUAGAAUAAGGCUGUAAUGUAACAACAUGUGAAAAAAGUAAUGGGGUCUGAAUACUUUCUGAAUGCACUGUGGAUGGAGGUAAGACAUUACUGAGUGACUGGCGACACAAUUACAAUUGAAAUUAUUUAGCAUUUACAGUGAGUGUAUUAAACAUGAAGAACCCCAGAAUAGGCUCAAUUCGUCAGGGCAUGGACUACAAGGUGUUGAAAGCAUUCCACAGGGAUGCUGGCCCAUGUUGACUCCAAUGCUUCCUUCCUUUGGGUGGUGGACCAUUCUUGAUACUUACUGGAAACUUUUGCAGUUCUUUGUGUUAGUAAACUAGUGUUCUCUGUGUUAGUAGCCUAUUCUUGACUGUGCACUCUAGAAUAUUGUAAUCAGUUUAACUCUUGAAUUGUUUGUCUCCAAAGAAUUUGUUAGCAGGGCCAUAACCAGAGAAACACUGGCUGUACAAAGAUACCCAAUCGGGCAACCAAACAGCUGCCUCAACGUGCCCAAAUGCCAUAGAUUGUUUUGACUUAAAGCAGUGAGGAGGAACCAGAAAGAUCAGUUUUAGGCUACUGGACCUCUUUGAAGUUUUUGUAUGUGGAUACAGUUUUCAUGUGGAUAGAGUGCCUGGCUUCAUUAAACAGGUUAGGUUAUUUCUUAUUAAAUGGGCUCAUUCUUUUCCUUUGCAGUCACGUAGAGAUGUCCUGGUUUCAUCAUUUGAGAGGCUAUAAUUAGGUGUGGACCCAGAGUAGACAACCUCAGGUCAGGUGUCAGUUAGGUAUGGCUGAUCUGCUGAAGCUGCUGCUGCGUGUGGCAGAGAAGGCGGCCAACGUGGCCCGCGUGUGCAGGCAGGAGGCCCCUCUCUUCCAGCUGCUGGUCCAGGAGAAGACUGGGGUGGACAAGAACAAGAAGUUUGUCCAGGACUUCAAGACGCUAGCCGAUGUGGUAAUCCAAGAGAUGAUCCGCCAUGAUGUUGGAGCUCAGUUUCCCGAAAUUAUUGAUCAUAUACAAGGAGAGGAGUCUAACAAGUUUGAAAAUGGACUAGGUGAGAUUGUGAUAGUCACAGUGUGUGGGACAGAGAAGGAGAGCCUUCUCACGGUUCUGGAUGGGGACCAGAUGGCGGCGACUCUCCUGGCGUGUGCCAUCCACCAGGACGCUACGCUCACACUCACAGACACGGGCACAGACAACUUCCACAUACCCCUCAGCCCCUCUGACCUGGGCAUCUGGAUUGACCCCAUCGAUGCCACUAGCCAGUACAUUGGGGGUCGUGAGGAGGUGGUGGAGGAGGGCUGUCUCUGUCCUUCAGGUCUGCAGUGUGCCCUGGUCCUGAUCGGGGUAUACCUCCGCGCCACUGGGGAACCCGUCAUAGGGGUCAUAAACCAGCCCUUCAACCACAAAGACCCAACAGGCUGGAAGGGGAAGCAUUUCUGGGGAGUGUCAUGUGGGAGUGUCAAAGCCUGCUCGGUGCUCCGACCUAAAGAAAGACCUGCGGAGUGUCCAGGACUAUCGGUGGUGCUGAGCUCCAGUGAGAAGCAGGCGUUGAAGGAGGCCUUGGCCCCUCUGUGUGGGCCUGACAGGCUGAUGUAUGCCUCGGGGGCCGGAUACAAGAUCCUGUGUGUGAUCCUGGGCCUAGCUGACAUCUACGUUCUCUCCGAGGGCAGCACCUUCAAGUGGGACUCCUGUGGCCCCCAUGCCCUGCUCCUUGCACUGGGUGGGGGGAUGCUGGACCUUAAAGAGUGCCUCCGCUUCGGCCACUGUGAGGGGGGGCACCAUGACCAGGGGGAACUGACCUACCACCAAUCCCACUCAGAGAGCCCUGGGGCAGACCGCUGGGCCAACCAGGGUGGCCUGGUGGCCUACCUAGACUGUCAAAUGCUUCAUAGGGUUAUUGGGGAACUGAAAGGCAAGUUUUAAAGGAAGAGGCAUUGAUUAUGGUGAAAGGCACAAGUAGCAGUAUCAUUGCUUAUACAUUCUGCUUAAUAUGUCAAUUUUUGGAGUUUUGUUUAAAAAAAAUCUAUGCUGUCAGUUAUUUUGUAAAAGCUAGAUGUAUAUGCAAAUGUAAAUAUAUAGUAAGGAAUGUAAAAUGGUUAAACUAUCUACAGUAGCUGGUAUGUUAAAGGUGUUUCGUAAAGGAUUAAGCUGCCUCUAACUUCUACAGUUACUGGUUUUCUCAUUGACAGGAAGUGUGUUAGUGGCAAACAAAUCUAACUUCAGGAAAGACCUGGGUGCUGUUUAAGUAAAACUUAUUCCAAAGCAAGAUAAUCAGAAUCGAGAGACUGGUAUGAAUGGGAACAAGCAUGGUUCAGGGAACAGUAGCACACACUGCGUAGCUGAAACAUGCUUUUUGUCUCAGUCAUACCAAAAUGUGGCACAUGGCUAUAACCCUGCUUUUGAUUGGUUAAGGAUCUCUGUUGGACUUACCUGAAUAUUACUUGAUGGCCUAGUUGAAGUUGUGGUAUAGUGGGACAGGGAGACAUAGUAAAUAUCCCAAGUGUCCCCCCUUGACAGAAGCACUAAUGGUGUGUGAGAGCGGAGAGGACUCAAAUAAACUGGCUUCUGGGAAUCCGCAGCAGCCCAGAAAAGGCCUUUUAUGGAAAAGAGGUGCAUUUUACACUGUUUCCAUAGCUCUAGCUGUAUGAUUUAGGAUAAAUCAGAGCAGAGGAUGGAAAAACACGAGGUGUAUAAAGACUGGUUUGAUCUACUGUAUGUUUAAAAUUUGUGUAUUGUAAAACGCCAUUUCAUGAGUGUGCUCCAGAAGUGC
Molecule: messenger RNA, 4853 nt
Organism: Oncorhynchus keta (chum salmon)
Lineage: Eukaryota; Metazoa; Chordata; Actinopteri; Salmoniformes; Salmonidae
Product: inositol polyphosphate 1-phosphatase-like
Biological process (GO): phosphatidylinositol phosphate biosynthetic process
Molecular function (GO): inositol-1,4-bisphosphate 1-phosphatase activity
Source: RefSeq, a predicted model, not a curated record